GGCUAGAUUUUGAUACGCGCUCCCCAGGCUAGGGUUUAGCGUUCUGGCGCGCAUUCCCUUUGCUAGGGUUGGUCUUCCAGGCGCGAGGCUAUGGUGGCUGCUGCUGGCAUUGCUGGGGGCCGCUCGAAUCGCCUCCAUUCGGUGGCCAGGCGAGAGAGAUCUCGGCCUCGAGCGAGUAGCCGCAUCGCCGUGGAGAGCGACGAGGAAGACGAUGGCGUGCACGGCGGGCGAAUGAAGCCACUGGCGAGCUGCUGCGUCAAUACUGUCAACACCGCGGCAAGAAAGCCUCUCGCGCCACUGUCUGAAGGCGGUAGCAGUAUGGAUUUGCUGUUCCUGGCGCUGGAGUCUUGCUCCAGCGGCGAGAAGUCGAAUGUAGCAAGGGAUCAAAGUAGAGAAGGAGAAGAAGAUGACAACAAGGGCCAUGACAAGGAGAAUUCUUUCCCUUUGGCGCAAAUUAGUUCUAGGAAGAGGAAACCGGAGGAUAACAACUAUGUUUCUGCGGCCGCUGUGACACCAUUGUUCGCAAGCGCAGCCGUGAGUGUAGCAUCUCGCUGGCUGGAGCUUCUCCACCUCGACUUGAAGGGACGGCUAGCUGCCUUGAAAAGGAGCAGGAGAAAUGUUCGCGGCGUCAUUGUUUCCGGUCACAUCGGACGGGACGGUCAAUGGAUGCAAAUGUUUAUGAACAUGGACGCUACUCUUGCGGCAGAGGGCUCCAACCUGGAAAACACCAUUAGGAAAGUCCAAGAGAUGCAAAGACACUGCGUCGCUCCACCCGACGAGAAUUUUGACGUAGAGAAGUUUGCCGGUCGCGUCCAUCACUUCUCGCAACAGCUGAGCGCUCCUCCGCCUGUUCUAAGCAGUGAGUCUCAGAUCAACCGGACAGUCACUCUGGCUGCCAGUGCCGGCGCAAUUUGCUCCACCGCAAGCUUCGCGCUGAAAGAGAGCUGAAAUUCUCUGGGACAACGUUUCCUUGGAUUUGUUCCAUCAAUCUCAUAAAUGUGUUAUAGUAAGUUAUCGAUUCGAUUGUUC
Molecule: messenger RNA, 1029 nt
Organism: Selaginella moellendorffii
Lineage: Eukaryota; Viridiplantae; Streptophyta; Lycopodiopsida; Selaginellales; Selaginellaceae
Exons: 6
Coding region: 91-948 (285 amino acids)
Source: RefSeq, a predicted model, not a curated record